Molecule: messenger RNA, 444 nt
Organism: Symbiodinium sp. CCMP2456
Lineage: Eukaryota; Dinophyceae; Suessiales; Symbiodiniaceae
Source: the annotation of a GenBank genome assembly
AUGUACCUCGAGCUCGCCGAGCAGAAGGCGGAGAAGGAGCGGAACGAACGUCGGAGAAUGGGUACCGAGCCGAAGGAGCCCCGAGUCGUACCUGGUGUCUACAAUGCCCGUGGUGAGAUUCGCCAAUGCAACGAGGGCAAGUACAACUUCGACUUGGACGACUGGACACAUCCGGACAAGAUCGUCUUCGAGCUGGCUGUCCCCAAGUACCUGGACACGUCAGCGUUGGAUGUGGACAUCAACCCCUCGUAUAUUCGAGUUGUUGUCAAAGACAAGGUCACCCAGUUGAAGCUUUCUGCAGAGGUGAGACCUGACGCUUCGAAGGUGCAGCGCUCGCGGACAACAGGCGUGCUCCAUAUCGACAUGCCCCUCCUACAGCCCCAUCAGGUGAAGAACCCAAAAGCUCCGGCGCAACCCGAGCUCGAACCGCUAAAGCCGGCGACG